UUAACGUUUGUUUACUUUCUAGUGGCAUUCAAAAGAAUAGAUAGAUAACUCUAAAUUCCCAAAACAUGUCACUACAAUGCUACUUGGACAAGCCAAUUUGCUUGCCCUAAGUACGUUAAACAAUGUAUGAACAAUAAAGUUUUGCGGUGUACUGGACUUGCAUUAUGUUUAAAAAUUGAUAAACAGUGUUUUUCAUGGUUGCAAAAGUGAGGGAUGCAAAUGCAACCGCAAUUUAAGAAAGACCCACCAGCUGCUUAGAGAGCCACUAUAUAUUGCAAUGGAUUGACAAUUUGUCCUUCUUUAUUCCGUGUCCAUUUUUUAAUAUAAAUUUUUUUAAAUAAUCUUAUCACUUUCUUUUGUUCUUCUUCCAUUAUUGUAGUUUUGUCUACUCCCUCUAAACAGAUACCCACUUUUCCUUUGUUUUUGUUCAUCAUCUUCUUCCUCCUCUGGGAACAAGUGUUUUUACCCAGCAACCUGUACUGCAUGUUCUGAAACAUUAUGUAACACCAUUCACGUUAAUCUUUGAUGUCUCCCUCAGGCUUUGUUGGUCUAUUUUUUUCUCCCUGGGUACGAGCUAUAGUGAUAGGUCUCUUCAGAGCCACUAAGUGGCCUCACAUUGCUCCUGUAAACCUAUCUUGUUGAUCCCCACACCCUAAAAAAAGAACAUAAUUGGCAGACCCUUUACACAUUUCCCUCCCUUUAAGGGUCUUAUGGCAGCUGGGAAGAUUAGACAAACAGAGUCUCUCUUUCGCCAUCAGUCUUUCUCUCAGACUCCCUACAUCCACAGCAUCCCUGGCCACACGCCUUUACCAUUACCCAGUAGCUUUAAGAGAGUGUGCGGAAGAUUCAGUUGAAAAAGAUCCUCACUAAGAUCCAAGCGUUUCUGACAAGUCCAUCAUGAGUACCUUUGGGUACCGAAAGGAGCUGAAGAAGUAUGAAUCAGUGGAUGAAGAUGAGGUGUUGGCUGGCUUGUCGUUUGAAGAGCUUCAGGAGCUGGAGAGGGAGCUGGCGGAUAUGGACCCGGAUGACAACGUACCUAUCGGGCUGAGGCAGAAAGACCAGACCGCCAAGACCCCCACAGGCACCUUCUCCAGAGAGGCACUGCUGAAAUACUGGGAGGACGAGACACGCAAACUGCUAGAGGAUGACAGAUCUGAAUCCUUCCCUGAACAUGAUAGAAUGGAGGAAGGACAGACUGAUAAGAGCGAAGAGGAAGGUGUGACAGAGAGUGACAGUAACAGCACAGAGUCUGAGGACAGUGAUGAGGAAGAGGAAUGCCAAAAUGGAAGGGAAGAGAGCGAAGACGAGGCAGGUGAGGAUGAGAAUGGUUCAAUUGAGGCUGAAAAUGAAGAGGAAAAGAAGGACAAAUGCAAACAGGAGCCUUUACCAACUUCUGGUAGACAUGGGCAGAACGCUGUUGACCACCUGUCAAGAAACCUAGGGAAUUGUUCUGAAAGGGGAGACUUGAGAAUGACAAUGACUGACCAAAACCUAAAUGUGACUACAGAGAGACCUUGUGGGAACCCUAUUGUGAUUGACGAGGCACUUGAACGGAUCCUUCGCGAUGAUCCCACGAUGAGCGAGCUCAACUUCAACAACAUCGAAGACAUCUCUCAGGAGACCUUGCUGCGUAUCUCCGAAGCACUGAGCGCCAAUACACACGUACGUGUUUUUAGCCUUUCUAACACUCGAGCCAAUGACCGGGUUGCCUUCGCCAUCUCCAAGAUGCUCAGAGAAAACUGCUCCAUCACCAACCUCAACAUUGAGUCCAACUUUGUGUCCGGCCAUGGAAUCUUGGCUCUGUUGGCAUCGCUCCAACAAAACAGUACUCUGGUGGAGCUGCGCUUCCACAACCAGAGGCACAUCUGCGGGGGGCAGGUUGAGAUGGAGAUGGUUCACCUCCUGAGGGACAACAAUACCCUCCUCAAGCUGGGCUACCAGUUUGAUCUGCCAGGCCCCAGGAUGACCGCCACCAGUAUUCUGACUCGCAACCAGGACCGACAGAGGCAGAGACGGAUGCAACAACAGAGGGAGAAAGGCCAUCCAGAAGCAACAGUCCAGCCCAGGGCCGAUGCCGGGACAACAGGCCUAGUUUCUGGAUCGCCUCCUUCAAACAAACCACCCUGGUUCUCUCCAAAACAUGCGAGGAAUGACCAGACCCCAAAUAACAUCCCUCCUCCGCCUCCCCCUCCUCCACUCCCUGGCCUUCAGUCUGAGAGGAAUACACCAACCAGGAAGAUUGCAGAGAUGAUCAAACAACAUGAAGGAAGUACAAAGAGUCAAUCAGGCCAAAAGAAACCCAAAUCCAAGAGGGGCAAAAAUGGGGCCAACAAGAAGUGCAGCUCUGACAUUCUCAAGGAGCUGAAGAAUGCCUUGAAGCCUUCUGCACGAAAGAAGAAAGACAACCCACCCCGGCCACUAGCACCUCUGAGCUCUACCCGUGAUGAUCUGAUGGCGGCCAUUCGUGGUAGCAGCAUUAGAUCACUCAAAAGGGUGACUCUCCAGCAGGAUCUAUGUUAACGUUGUGGUGGGAGAAAGGAAUAUCCAACCUGAUCAAGAGCUGUUCUCCACAAAUACAACACCCACUUCAUUCUGUAUUCAUAAAACAAAUAUGAAACAUUUGUUCCACAAAUGCUAAAUAUAUAAAUACAAGUAUAUUGAAAUAUAAUUUGUUUAUGUAUUACUAUGAAACUUUCUGCUUGGAAAACUGUUGACACAUUUCACAUGUGAUUUUGCUAGUGUUAUGUAAAUAUUUUCCUGUCAUGUAGUGAAAAAUACUACACUGGACGUGAUUACAUAUUAUGAACGGGUGGCAAUUUAUAGAUUUAAGGCACAAUCCAUAAUAUUACUGCUGUUCAAUAGUCAUUUCAAUUAAUGAUUUAGACCCAUUGAUUCAUCACAGAAAUCUUAACUACAAACUGGCUAAAUGUAGGCUUAUGGAAGAUCCAAAAGAUAACCCUUAUCCCAUCCUAGCCAGGAUUAAACUGACUUGGAACAAAAUUAGAACACAUUAAUGCUAUCUAUAACUAUAUCACCUCUAAUCCCGCCUUGCAGCUUCAUGUGUAUCUUGGAAUUGUUCCCAAUUCAUUAAAGUGAAUUUUGCAGCUGUUCAAGGCUAACACAUUUUCCCACAAGAGGUGGUCUCUUUGUAUAACCCACUAGUCUCGGAGAGAGAACCCUUAUAAUUGUAGUGUGUCAUAUAUUUAAAAGCCUUUUCAAUGAAAUGGCAUAAAUUGACAUUUUUAACUGUGGAAAAUGUAAUUUAAACAAGAUUCAUAGGGCUGGGAAUGGAGUGAAAGACAAAGUGAGGAAUAGCGUUAUAGUGUUACUGACAGGUUAUGACAGUGACAUGUCAGACGCACCACAGGAAGAAUUGGAACAAAUGCUUAAAAUAAGGUACAGAGUGACAAUACAACUUCACUCAAGCAAAGUAAUUCAGUUUAGGGUAGGCAUCUGUAAAAGGUUGAACAACUAUUGUCAUAAUUUCAAUAAAAAUCAGAUUUUUCAGUUCUAUUUUUACCUUGUAUGUUGCAGGCUAAAGUGGUGGCCACAAAGCCCUUCCCCUUUAAUUAAAGAGACCCUCGCCUUCCCUCUGA
Salvelinus fontinalis (brook trout) is the source of this 3596-nucleotide messenger RNA. Its product is annotated as leiomodin-2-like. Gene Ontology annotation, biological process: muscle contraction; myofibril assembly; pointed-end actin filament capping. Gene Ontology annotation, molecular function: tropomyosin binding; actin binding. The record is from RefSeq and is a predicted model, not a curated record. The transcript is spliced from 3 exons. Gene Ontology annotation, cellular component: myofibril; striated muscle thin filament. NCBI's taxonomy places the organism in Eukaryota, Metazoa, Chordata, Actinopteri, Salmoniformes, Salmonidae. Bases 898 to 2520 code for a protein of 540 amino acids.